Messenger RNA from Volvox carteri f. nagariensis, 651 nucleotides. RefSeq lists its product as uncharacterized. The transcript has 7 exons. NCBI's taxonomy places the organism in Eukaryota, Viridiplantae, Chlorophyta, Chlorophyceae, Chlamydomonadales, Volvocaceae. The record is from RefSeq and is a predicted model, not a curated record. Bases 55 to 651 code for a protein of 198 amino acids.
GCUUUACCUAUUGACUUUGCAAGUUUUCUCAGGAGGUUGCACAGCAUAUUGGAAAUGGCGGAGGCUGCAAAGAACGCGUUGAAAGCCCUGAAGGACGUCCUUUAUCGUGUUGGUGUCAAAGAGCCGUGGAAGAUGACUGGCGUGCGCAGCUUGCCGGACUAUGAGCACUAUAUGCCAAUGGGCCUCGAGUACCGGAAAUUCGCACCCGGGACACAACCGGUGAAGGCUCGCGUUCCACACGAUUCUCCGAAGCUGGUCUAUGAUAUUAAGUACUUCGUUCGUGAUUAUCGCCGCAACAACAAGUACACAGCACGCACGGUGGAUAAGUCGCCCUUUGACUUUGAGAAGAUGUUUGCCAACGCACCCCUGAAGCCUGAGGAGCUUCCAUCCCACCACACCUCGCGCUCCACGCCGUCAAGUGUACAGCGGAGCACGGCCGCACCCUGCCCUGCUAACCUCUCACCGAGCACCGAAGCACACAUGCGGCCAGAGAGGUUUGCAAGAAAGGACAAGAAACGCCCCAAGCCAAGACCGCAUCAUAUACGGCACAGUGUACGGCACGACACUAAGGUGUCCGUCCACCGAAAGUACGCAGCUAUGAGGGCGUCACUACCAGAAACAAACUUCGUGAUGGCCCCCUCCCUGGACUGA